AUGUACUCCUCGUCGAAUAAUUUCCUCGGGGGUGCCGGUCCCGGCCAGGCACCAUUCAUGCAACAGCAACAACAACCCCCCUAUUCGCAAUUCUCUCAAGGCCAGCAGCUGCCAUCAAUUCAACAACCUCAGCCCACUGGAUUUGCUCCGCAGCCUACUGGUAUUGCUCCACAGCCGACCGGAUUCGCCGGGCAGCCCUCCCCGUUCGGCAACUCGCAGCUACUGCCUCAAGCCACCGGAUUCCCCGCGGGACAGCUACAGCCGCAGUUUACUGGCUUCCCCGGCACCGUGCCCCAGCAACCCCAGCAGCAACAAGCGCAAAACUUCCAACCCCAAUUCACCGGAUAUCCUCCCCAGAACCAGGCGCAGCAGCCGCCUCCGGUGCCGCAGAUACCAACACGAUUCAAGACCUCAAGCGAUAUCGCGAACUCCUUCCAAGAUGUUGCUGGCUCUGGGACCCCUCCUCAGGUACCACCAAAGACAGGAUCAAAGAUCCCAAACAUUCGGCUUUCCUUUAUAACGGCGCAGGAUCAGGCGAGGUUCGAGCAGCUUUUUAAGGCAGCGGUUGGCGAUAGCAAGACAAUGAAUGGCGACAAAGCAAAAGAUCUUUUGCUGCGCUCCAAAUUGACAGGCGCUGAUCUUUCUAAAAUCUGGGUCUUGUCUGACACCACAAAAUCCGGACAGUUGUUCUUCCCCGAGUUUGCUUUGGCCAUGUACCUUUGCAACAUUCGUCUCACUGGCCGCGAGCUUCCUUCUGCCCUACCCGAGACAGUCAAGAACGAGGUUUCUAGUAUGGUCGACAUCAUCUCGUUCGAUGUCCCCGACACACAGCCGGCGCCGGUUCAGCGAACCAACGUGCCCAGCUUCGAUGCUCCUUUCAUGGAGAACAAGUCGACGCCUCCAAUCGUUCAACAGCCCGUCCCGCAGCAACCGAAUAACGCCCAGCUCCUGUCACAGCUGACAGCACAACCUACUGGUUUCUUCCCUCAACAGACAGGUAUCCAGCCCAACCCGACGGGCUUCCCAGGCCAGAACCAGUCCCAAUUCCUUCAGUCGCAACAGACCGGGUUCAUGACCAAUCCGCAGGCUACUGGAUAUGCAGGCCCUCGGCCUCCAAUGCCGCCGAUGCCUACUGGUUACGGGUCGAACCUUAGCCCCGCCCAGACCGGUGGAAUACAAGGUCUGAGUGUGCAGCCUACGGGAUUGGUGGCGCAACCUACGGGUAUCCCCGGACAAUGGGGAUUUAUCAACACACCGGCGCAGGGUUUGCCCAAUAUCGAUGCUAUGAAGCAGCAACUCAUGCCGCAGCCUGGGCGUGAAGGUGGCUUUAGUGCUGUUGGCCUUUCAGGAAAUGCUAAAGUUGCCUGGGCAAUUACCAAGGAGGAAAAGAAGAUUUACGAUGAUCUUUUCCGCGCAUGGGACGGUUUCCGCAAGGGCUUCAUUACUGGCGAGACUGCCAUCGAGAUCAUGGGUCAAAGUGGUCUGAAUAGAAAAGACCUGGAACGAAUCUGGACCCUGGCUGAUCCUCAUAACCGUGGCCGACUGAACAUGGAUGAGUUCGCUGUGGCUAUGCACCUGAUCUACCGUGCCCUGAACGGAUACCCAGUUCCAAGCCGUCUACCACCCGAGCUUGUUCCUCCUUCUACAAGACACUUAAACGAUUCAAUCGGUACAGUCAAGUCUCUUCUCUCCCAGGAUGCUGAGACUCGUAAAGCUACUGGGGCAUUCCUGCAGCCGCAGAAGACUGGUGUCAGCUACCUCAAAGAUCACUCUUUCCGUGGUGGUGCAGCAGGCUCUGCUGAGGCCAACAGAAAGGAUGCUACGGUGUUCAAGAACAAUGACUCCGCUGGUGGAUACCGCUCUAGUGCUCGCCGUCGUGUUGCUAAUGGGGCUCGUACUCCGUCACCAGCCGCCUCUGGCGCGUCAGAGGAGGAGUAUUCCGUGGAACAGUUGCGGAAGAAGAUCCGUGAAGCCAAAGUCAUGAUUGACGCUGCCGACUUUCAAGACGAGAACCGGGCCGAGGAUGACGAUGCUCUAGAUCGCCAGGAUCGCCGCGAGGCAGAGGCUCUGAUGGACCGUAUCCGUCGUGUACAGGACGAUAUCGAUACCCACCCCAAUGCCUCAUUCCGUCAAGUGGACAGUGGGGCAGAUCGCAGAGCUCUUCGUCGCCAGUUACAGUCUUUUGAAGAUCAAGUGCCUCAGGUUGCAUCUGAUGUACGUCGUAUUGAGCGUGAGAUCGCGGAUGCGAAGCUUGAGCUCUUUCGUCUCAAGGAUGCCAGAGCACACCCCGGUGGUGCCUCUAACAUCGUCGGCACUGGCCCUGGCGGUACUGUGACCGAAGCAGAUCGAAUUAAGGCCCGCGCACGUGCGCGCAUGCAAGCUCGGGCUGCGGAGCUCUCCGGCCGCCCCGCGCCCGUGACGGAAGAUGACGAUGGCCAAGCGGCUCGUCGUCUGGAGUCCGAGAGCACUAACGUGAAGAUUGAGCGGGAGCGCAACGAGACCAUGACUCACGAUGUUGAGGAAAGUGUGCGUGAUUUCGCUCGCAGUUUGGAGGAUAGUCUUCGGGACCAAGGCCAAAAUUCCACACGUGAGCACGAAAAGCGUCGUUGGGAAGAUGCAUUAGGGGUUGAGGACGUCAUCCGCGACUUUAUCUACGACCUGAGUCGUAACGCGCGAACUGCAAAUGUUCGCAAAGAAGAGCGAGAGAGAUCUUUCUCUGGGGUGCAGUCUCGGGAAUCUCCAACGGCUGAAUCUGCUCCUGCUCGCCCGUCGAUGCCCCAGUCCGUGGACUCAUCAAGCUCUCUUACUGGUAAUACACAUGAGGAUCGUGUGGCGGCUGCUCGAGAGCGUGCGCAGAAGCGCAUUGCUGAGCGCAUGGCUGCUGCUGGUUUGAAGCCCAACGACUCCAGUGAAACUCUUGUGCAACGCCAGGAACGCGAGAGGAAGGAGCGCGAAGACCGUGUUAGACGCGCCGAAGAAGAAGAUGCUAAGCGGGAACAAGAAAGACAGCGUCGCCUAGCUGAGGAACGGGGUGUGCCUAGUGAUGCAGCUUCGAAGACUGCGGGCAAGAAACCACCGCCAGCGCCGCCCACCCGCAGGGCUCGGGCGGAUAGUGCCGGCCAAGCCGAUGGCAAGAGGGAAGAUGAGUUCACUAAAAUGGAUCAGGCUGCCCGUGAGCAGGCCAUCAAGGAAAAGCAAGAAGUUCAGGAGGCGGAGACCAAGCGUCUAGAGGGCGAGGCCAGUCAACGCGAGCUGGAAUUCCAACAGGAAAAGGAUGCCCAAGCCGCUCGCCUUCGUGCACUUGAGGAACAAGUCCGCCAGGGCAAGAUCAAGAAGCAGGAAGAGAAACGCCGUAGGGAAGAAGCUAGUCGCAAAUCCAAAGAACAGGAAGCUAUUCUUGCAGCUCAACGUGUCGAAUUGGAGGCGGCCAAGGAACGUGAGCGACAGCUGCAGCGUGAACUCGAGGGACUUGACGAGCCAUCGUCCGAUGACGAAGGCCCUGCCGAUAUUACGCCUCAGUACAGCACCCCGACGCAGAGCCAAAUUCUCCCCACCUCGCCUCCCGUGCCCACAAUAGCUAUCCCUGAACCUCCCGCCCCCGAAAGCGUGCCUAGCGAAGUGGUCUCCCUUGAAAGCAGCCGUGGUGUUCCUGCCGCCACGCUCGAUGCUGAGUCCAAGAAUCCAUACUUCAAGAUAUUGGGACAGCCAUCCGACCCCACCCAAGCGACCUCGCCGUCUGCCACUGCUCAGUCUACGAAUCCUUUCCACCGCUUGACGCAGCAAGAGCCCAUCAAAUCCACCUUCACCGGGGCAGCUCCCCUGGAACGCAAGACUCGAGCCCGCCCCGAGGAAGACGAUGACUGGUCCGCUGCCGGCUCCGAGUUUGAUUCGUCUGAUGAUGAAGACGACCGUCCAACCGGCGGUAGCGCUAAACAACUUGCCAGCAUCCUGUUUGGCACGAUGGCGCCCCCACGUCCUCUGAGUGCUAUGGGCGAAGACAGGUCUGCCUCGAAAUCCGCAACCCCGGUACAAGGAAGCCCUAUUGCACCUCCGCCCCCACCCCCAGCAACUCUGCCUCCUCUUCCUGCUGUACCAGGCUCUGGCGAAACUAUCUCCCCAUCACUCGCGCCAUCUGCUGUACCUCCUCCUCCACCUCCUCCUCCCCCAGGAGCCGGUGCUCUUCCAGUUCCUCCGCCACCCCCUCCAGCUGGCAUCCCACCUCCACCUGCUCCCCCAGCCGUGGCCGGUGGCGCUGUCGGCCGAGGCGCCCUCCUCGCGUCUAUCCAGCAAGGUAUGACCCUGAGGAAGACUCAAGUGAAUGACCGCAGUACAAGCUCGUCGGCUGGACGCGUGCUGUGA
Penicillium digitatum Pd1 is the source of this 4359-nucleotide messenger RNA. It is a transcript of the gene pan1, whose product is annotated as actin cytoskeleton-regulatory complex protein PAN1. Gene Ontology annotation, cellular component: cytoplasm; actin cortical patch; plasma membrane. Gene Ontology annotation, molecular function: calcium ion binding; actin binding. The record is from RefSeq and is a predicted model, not a curated record. Gene Ontology annotation, biological process: endosomal transport; endocytosis; actin cortical patch assembly. Lineage: Eukaryota; Fungi; Ascomycota; Eurotiomycetes; Eurotiales; Aspergillaceae.